This is a messenger RNA of Polychytrium aggregatum, 1485 nucleotides long. RefSeq lists its product as uncharacterized. Bases 95 to 1198 code for a protein of 367 amino acids. Gene Ontology annotation, biological process: response to heat; protein refolding. The record is from RefSeq and is a predicted model, not a curated record. The transcript has 9 exons. Gene Ontology annotation, cellular component: cytoplasm. NCBI's taxonomy places the organism in Eukaryota, Fungi, Chytridiomycota, Chytridiomycetes, Polychytriales. Gene Ontology annotation, molecular function: Hsp70 protein binding; ATP binding.
CCUCGAAUCCUGCUUUCGAUCAGGGCCGCUCGCUCGCAGCCGCAACCGACCCACCCUUGCCAGUUCCCAAGAGCUGCCACCACGAGCAUCCGAGAUGAAGUGGCCCGCAGCACGUUCAUGUGUUUUCUUGCUGGUUGUGCUGGCCCUGUGUCUGCAGCUGGUGUGCGCUGGAACAGACUACUACAAGAUCUUGGGUGUCGAUCGCUCGGCCACAAAGAAAGCAAUCAAGAAGGCUUACAAAGAGCUGUCGAUAAAGUAUCACCCUGACAAGAAUCCCGGAGAUAAGGUUGCUGAAGCCAAGUUCAUCGAGCUCGCCGAAGCUUACGAGGUCUUGACGGACGAGGAGAAGCGCCGGAUCUAUGAUCGAUAUGGAGCUGAAGGCCUCAAGGAAGGCGGCGGGGGACAUCGCGAUCCCUUUGACAUCUUCUCCCAGUUUGGGUUCGGUGGAUUUGGCGGCCAACGACAACACCACGAGCGCAAGGGCGUCAGCGUCAACAUCGACCUCGAUGUGACCCUGGAGGAUGUGUUCCUUGGAGCCACCAUCGAGUUUGAAAUCAACAAGCAGAUCAUCUGCCCGACUUGCCGUGGCUCGGGAGCCAAAAAUGCCGACGAUGUCCACACGUGCCACUCCUGUGGCGGCAACGGCAUCAAAGUGGUUCGUCAGAUGCUCGGUCCCGGCAUUUAUCAGCAGAUGCAGACCACUUGCGACGUUUGUGGCGGAAAGGGCAGAAUCGUCAAAUCCAAGUGCCCUGUUUGCCAGGGAACAAAGGUCAAGCGCGGCUCGCACCAGCUCACGAUCACGAUCGAGCGCGGAAUGGCAGACCAGCAGAGGAUUGUUUUCGAAAACGAAAGUGACGAGUCGCCCGACAUCACUCCUGGCGAUCUCAUCUUCACACUCCGCGUGCGGGAUCAUCCCGUCUUUGCCCGCAACGGAGACAAUCUCUAUACCAAGGAGAUCCUCACCCUCAAGGAGGCUCUCUUGGGCUUUGAGCGCCAGAUCAAGCACCUCGAUGGACAACUCGUCCGCGUCUCCCGAUCAGACGUUACGCAGCCAGGGUUCGUUCAAGAGAUCAAAAAUGAAGGCAUGCCCAACGUCGAGUAUCCCAGCGAGCGCGGAAGCUUAUUUAUCGAGUACCAGGUUGUCUUCCCCCCUGCUCUCUCGCCAGAGCAGCUCGAAGAGCUCAAGAAGAUCCUCUGAUAAUGUAGCCAGUGGUCCGUUUGGUGCAGCCCCAACCAUUGGUGCCCGCGGCACAUACAGCUUGUACAGAGCAGAACAGAGCAGCCUCCAGUUGCAUUUCUCCAUAUUCAACCACUGUCUGCUGUUUGUUUCGAAGGACACCGUCUUGAGAGACAGUAUACAUCCAGCCAGCCGGACAGUUCCGUACAUAGUGUGGCUUCUCGGCGUCCGAAUAGUCAGAGGCUCUGUAGGCUCGGUGCAUACCCCAUGAGACAUUCUCAAGGGCAGUAACAUCAAUCGCUUCGAGC